AUGCUUAUAAUUCAACUCGUGGUGUUGCUCAGCGUGGUGUUGUUCAGCGGCGCGCGGGGCUCGGCGGGCUCGAGGGCGCAGCCGUGUGCCGGGACGCAACCGUGUGACCCGCGACACCGGCGCGACGCCGGAGGACGCGGUGGCGUGUACGAGCACCUCGGAGGCGCGCCACGGCGCAGGAAACUCUACUGCGCUACCAAAUAUCACCUACAGAUCCACCCGAACGGGAAAAUAGACGGAUCCCUGGAAGAGGACAAUCCUCUCAGUAUUCUAGAGAUCACAGCAGUGGAUGUUGGAGUGGUAGCCAUCAAGGGCCUUUUCUCUGGAAGAUAUCUAGCCAUGAAUGAGAAAGGUCGCCUAUAUGCCUCAGAAGUCUUUAACAAGGAGUGUGAAUUUCUGGAGCGCAUUCACGAGUUAGGCUACAAUACAUACGCUUCACGUCACCACUCGACAACUCAGCACUCAGGAUCCAGUGGACGGGGCAACAAGCAUCGGGCCUUUGUCAAGAAGCAGUGGUAUGUGUCUAUUAAUGGAAAAGGUCGGCCCAGGAGGGGCUUUAAGACGAAGAGCACGGACAAAGCUUCCCUCUUCCUGCCCCGUGUUUUGGGCAACAAGGACCAUGAGAUGGUCUCACGUCUCCUGGAGAGCAGACAAGAUGAGACAAACCAUCAAAGAUCCCGCACGGGCCGUGCUGAACGAAGGAGUCGGAGGCACAAGGAGCCCAAACGCCACGGCAGAAGGGGCAAUAGACGCAAAUCUGGCCACAAAACAAAGACUUCAGACGGACAAAUGGAAUAG
Molecule: messenger RNA, 798 nt
Organism: Neoarius graeffei (lesser salmon catfish)
Lineage: Eukaryota; Metazoa; Chordata; Actinopteri; Siluriformes; Ariidae
Gene: fgf3
Product: fibroblast growth factor 3
Exons: 3
Coding region: 1-798 (265 amino acids)
Biological process (GO): regulation of cell migration; positive regulation of gene expression; positive regulation of protein phosphorylation
Cellular component (GO): cytoplasm
Molecular function (GO): growth factor activity; fibroblast growth factor receptor binding
Source: RefSeq, a predicted model, not a curated record